GGUUUAAAUGUCAGGAUUACCCUGGAUGAGGUUUACUUCAGCAGAUUCUGAAUCAGAUGGGUGUUGCCCUGCCCAGACAUAACGACACAGUAUCAUUAAAGUAUCCGACUUUGCUGUAUUCUUACACCAACUACAGAUUAACUCCAGACACUCAAUAAAGACAGCAUGGUGUAUCACCCUGAGUUUGAGCGAGCAGGCAAGCAGCCUGGGCUUCAAGUGUGGAGAAUCGAGAAGUUUGAUUUGGUAGCGGUUCCUGAGAAUCUCUAUGGAGGAUUUUACACAGGGGAUGCCUAUUUGGUCCUUAAUACUAUCAAACAACGCUCUGGCAACUUGCAGUACGACCUUCACUUCUGGCUGGGCGAUUACUGCACGCAGGAUGAGAGUGGGGCGGCUGCCAUUUUUACAGUCCAGAUGGACGAUUAUCUGGGUGGAAAGCCCAUCCAGUACCGUGAAGUCCAGGGCCAUGAGUCCAAAGCUUUCUUGGGCUACUUCAAGAAGGGGCUCCAGUACAUGAAAGGUGGAGUUGCCUCUGGGUUCAAGCAUGUGGUCACCAAUGAAGUUUUGAUGCAGCGUGUGCUGCAAGUCAAAGGUCGACGUGUCGUCAGGGCAACAGAAGUUCCAGUCAGCUGGGACAGCUUUAAUCAGGGAGACUGCUUCAUUUUGGAUAUGGGCAAUGACAUCUAUCAGUGGUGUGGCUCAAAGAGCAACCGAUUCGAGAAACUUAAAGCUACUCAGCUCGCGAAGGGCAUUCGUGACAACGAACGCAGUGGACGCGCCCGAGUGUAUGUUUGCGAUGAAGGAAUGGAACGAGAGAAGAUGUUGGAGGUUCUUGGAGAAAAGCCAGACCUGCCUGAAGGAGCAUCUGAUGACAUCCAGGCCGAUGCCUCCAACAGGAAGAUGGCCAAACUCUAUAAGGUGUCUGACGGCAGUGGAGACAUGACGAUUGCCCUGGUGGCCGCUGAGAAUCCUUUCUCCCAGAGUGCACUGGAAUCAAGUGACUGCUUCAUCUUGGACCAUGGCUCAGAUGGCAGGAUCUUUGUUUGGAAAGGCAAAGAUGCCAAUAUGGAGGAACGAAAGGCCGCCAUGAAGGCAGCGGAUGAGUUCAUAAAGAAAAUGGGUUACCCCAAGCACACCCAGGUGCAGAUUCUUCCUGAGAUGGGCGAGACUCCUCUGUUCAAGCAGUUCUUUAAAAACUGGCGUGACUUGGAUCAGACUGAGGGCUUGGGUGUGGCUUAUGUCUCAAACAGCAUCGCUAAGAUUGAAAAGGUGCCGUUUGAUGCCUCCACCCUGCACGACUCUCCGGCCAUGGCCGCUCAGCACGGCAUGAUCGACAAUGGUGCUGGAGAGAAAAAGAUCUGGCGUAUCGAAGGUGCAGACAAGGUCGAAGUAGACCCCUCCACUUACGGCCAGUUUUAUGGAGGAGACAGUUACAUAAUCCUAUACAGUUAUCAGAGCAGAGGCAGACAGGGCCACAUCAUCUACAUCUGGCAGGGUAAAGACUCAACGCAAGAUGAGAUCGGGGCAUCUGCCAUCUUAGCCGCCCAGCUGGACGAUGAGCUUGGAGGCGGACCCGUGCAGAUGGCUGGCAGUUCUCUCACCACACAGGUGCGGGUGGUCCAGGGUAAGGAACCAGCUCACCUGAUGAGUCUGUUCGGAGGCAAACCCAUGGUGGUUCACGUAGGUGGGACGUCCAGGGAUGGAGGUCAGACGGCACCAGCCGAGACGCGGCUGUUCCAAGUGCGCUCAAACUCUGCAGGGUGCACACGAGCAGUGGAGAUUGAUGCAGUGUCAGCCAAUCUCAACUCCAAUGAUGCUUUUGUCCUGGUGACCCCGUCUGCCUCUUUCACGUGGGUAGGCCAUGGUGCCAGUGAUACAGAGAAACACGGGGCACAGCAGCUAUGUGACAUCCUUGGAGUUUCAUCCUCGAUUCUGAAUGAAGGAAGAGAAAAUAACAGCUUCUGGAAUGCUCUGGGAGGAAAGGCAGAUUACCGCACAUCCACCAGGCUAAAGGACAAGAUGGAUGCACACCCACCAAGACUGUUCGCCUGCUCCAACAAAACUGGCCGCUUUAUUAUCGAGGAGGUGCCUGGAGAGAUGACCCAGGAAGACCUGGCUACAGAUGAUGUCAUGAUCCUUGACACCUGGGAUCAGGUGUUUGUUUGGAUUGGCAAUGAGGCUCAUGAGGAGGAGAAGACUGAAGCAAUGUCUUCAGCUGCCCGAUACAUUGAGAGCGACCCAGCCAACCGUGACUCACGCACACCCAUCGUGAAGAUCAAGCAGGGCUUUGAGCCGCCCACUUUCACAGGCUGGUUCCUGGGCUGGGACGACGACUACUGGACCACUGAUCCUCUGGAGCGAGCCCUGGCUGAGCUUGAGAUCUGAACCUUCACCUACUCAAAGCCCUCAGCCCUACUGCCUUGCAAGAUGAUCAUAGAUCUGAUGGUCAUAAGUGGGUUUAGUCAAAACCCAUGCUGCCCCUAGAGCAAUAUAAAAGGUCAACUUUUAAUUAAAGCACCUUACUACACCUAA
Molecule: messenger RNA, 2529 nt
Organism: Misgurnus anguillicaudatus (oriental weatherfish)
Lineage: Eukaryota; Metazoa; Chordata; Actinopteri; Cypriniformes; Cobitidae
Gene: gsna
Product: gelsolin a
Biological process (GO): cell projection assembly; barbed-end actin filament capping; central nervous system development
Cellular component (GO): cytoplasm; actin cytoskeleton
Molecular function (GO): actin filament binding; phosphatidylinositol-4,5-bisphosphate binding
Source: RefSeq, a predicted model, not a curated record